GAUUCAGAUUCAGUUUACAACGGAAAGCACAAAUCAACGGUCGUGAAAAUCGAGCAAAGCUCCGUGCGAAAAUCGCAGAAAUUCGUUGAACGAAAUUGAUUUCAGACGUGUGUUGGUGCAUUUCGCUGAACGCAAUCGUAUAACCAGUAUUAAAUAAAUAAAAUAACAAAGCAUUCGCAUAGCAAGUUCCUGAAGGAUAUUCCCAGAAAUAAGAUUAAAAGAAAAAAACCGCGCGUGUGUCUACGAUUUUUGAGAGUGUGUGUGAAAAAUCCGCCCUUAACAGCAGCCAGGAAUUCCGAAUCCCGAAGCUAAGCCAAGUCAAACUUUGAAGGCAAGCACGGACACUCCGCCGGGGCACUCCGCACGUUGAUGGCUGCCACGAAAAUCAUCGAUGCACCGCGCAACGGCCACGAGAUGGCGCCACUGAACACACGGGCCCGGGGCGAUGGCACCCACGGAGUGACCAUCGUCCUUACCGCCCCGCAGCGCAACUCCGUCCAGUCGGUGGACAUACCGGGCGGUGAGCCGGAACGGGCCGCCUGGAGCGGCAAGAUGCAGUUCUUCCUCAGCAUUAUCGGCUAUUCGGUGGGCCUGGGCAAUAUCUGGAGAUUUCCGUACCUGUGCCAGCAGAAUGGCGGCGGUGCGUUUCUGAUACCCUUCAUGAUUAUGCUGAUACUGGAGGGCAUACCCCUCUUCCUCAUCGAGCUGGGCAUCGGCCAGAGAAUGCGACUGGGCGCCCUGGGGGUCUGGAACACCAUCCACCCCUGGCUGGGCGGCAUCGGCAUCUCCUCGUGCAUUGUGACGCUCUUUGUGGCCCUCUACUACAACGUGAUCAUCACGUGGGUGUUCUUCUACCUCUUCAAUAGUUUUCGGUAUCCUUUGCCAUGGUCUUCUUGCCCCACCAACGGCACCGGAUUCGAGCUGGAGGAGUGCGCCAAGUCCUCGGAGACGACGUACUUCUGGUAUCGAACCACCUUGGAUGCGGCUCCCUCGAUGGACGAGCCCGGCGGCCUGAAGUGGUGGAUUGUCCUCUGCCUGCUUCUCUCCUGGACCAUUGUCUUCUUCAUCGUGAUGAAGGGCAUCCAGAGCUCCGGCAAGGUGGUCUACUUCACCUCCCUGUUCCCCUACAUCGUGUUGACCAUCUUCUUCAUACGGGGCAUAACCCUCCGAGGAGCGGGAGCCGGGCUGAUGCACAUGUACACGCCGAAGGUGGAGAAGCUGCUGGAGCCGACAGUCUGGCUGGAUGCAGCCACCCAGGUGUUUUAUUCCUUCGGCCUGGCCUUUGGCUCCCUGAUUGCCUUCGGCAGCUACAACACGCCCAAGAACAACUGUGUGAGGGACGUGCUCCUGGUCUCCGUCUGCAAUGCCAUUACGGCCAUCUACGCCAGUGUGGUCAUCUUUGCCAUUCUCGGCUUCAAGGCCACCGUCAAUGUGGAUCGUUGUGUGGACAGCAAUACGGAGAUCCUGGUGAAGAACAAUCUGCUGGAAGUGAAUGCCACACGGCUGGUCUACGACCAAACAAUAGCCAAGUAUAACACCACGGAAAUGGCCAAGUUCCAUCUGAGCGAAUGUAGUUUAAGCCAUGAAUUAGACAAUGCUGCUGAGGGCACUGGCCUGGCCUUCAUCGUGUUCACCCAAGCCAUUGUGGAACUGCCAGGAGCUCCGUUCUGGGCCGUCCUCUUCUUCACCAUGCUGCUAUCGCUGGGACUGGGAUCACAGAUCGGCAUCCUGGAGGGCAUGCUCUGCACCCUCUUCGACAUAGACAUUAUCAAGCGGGUUAAGAAACAGCAUGUCACUGGCGUGGUAUGUCUCUUCUGCUUUAUUGUCGGUUUCAUCUUCUGCACAGGUGCCGGGGAGUACUGGCUCAAGAUGUUCGACUCGUUUGCCGGCACCAUUGGCCUGGUGGUGGUGGCCCUCAUGGAGAUGAUAGCCGUAAUCUUUAUCUACGGACAUGAGCGCUUCACUGAGGACAUCUACCAGAUGACUGGCUACAGACCAGGUCUCUACUGGCAGCUUACUUGGCGGUACAUUGGCCCUGUGAUCAUGGUCUGCAUUCUGGUCUCUUCCGUGGUCUUUAUGGUCAUCAGGAAUCCCACAUACGGAGCUUGGAAUGCUGAUUUGGGUAUGAUCGAGCAAAAGGACUAUCCCAACUGGGUGAUGAUCGUUGCCAUCUCGAUGAUCCUGGCCGGGGUCCUGCCCAUGCCCAUUGUGUUCCUCAUGCGCAGCUUCCAGUGCCUCAAGGUGGACCUGGACAUACACCAGGGCUCGAUCCGCCGCAACGAGACAACCGCCUCCACCAAGGAGAUGAUCGACAAUGACGACGAUGACGACGACGAGGACGAUGAGAACGACUUCAGCGGCCCAGCGUUGGGCGGCCAUGUGAAGACCCAGAGCGAUUUCUCCGACGACGAGGAGGAGGACAAGCCGAUGACCAUGCGAAUGAUGAUGAUGCGUCCGACCACCACCACCAAGACAUCGAACGUGCUAAAUGUGCCAACAAGCAGAAAGCCCAACUACAAGAAGGACGCGUACGAUGUGUAGACAAGCCACAAAGCCCACUCCAAUAGGUACAGAUACAGCUACAGCUACAGCAGGAGACAGAUACAGAUACAGAUACAAGAUACAGGUAAUGGUCCAGGUGCGAACCGAAUCGAAAAAUGGCAAGUAAAAUAUUAACUCAACCGAAAUGUGAAGAGAGACGAGUGGGAGGAGGAGAAUGUAUGCCGAGCUGAGCGCAAACAUUUAUAAAUAUUUACGAUAAGUAUUUUAAAAUAAUUUAAAGCUAAGUCUAAGAGAACUACCAAGAUAAAACCCAAGGAGCUAAUUGAAUUCAAGUUCGAGUAACUAAAAAUUGUUAAACCGUAUUUUUAACACAGAAACUGAACUUAAGCCCAAUCUAAACGCAAAACUAAACUAAAUUUAAAGCAAAAACUAUGUACGAGUACAAUGGAAAAGAUAACAAAUAUGUGGAAGUCUAUUAACUAAAAACGGGUUGCUAAAGUUUAAAUUUAAAUUCGAUUAUGUAGCAUUUAGUUGGAAUGUUUUAAGCUUUACAAUUAGAAAUUCGAGCACACAAAGUCCAAGUAUUUCCGAGUCCCAAGCGCUCCUUAAGUCCCAGUCCCAGUCCCACCCACAUUCCUAUCCCAUUCCAAUCUCCAUUCCCAUCCCUUCGACUUACCAUCCCCUACAAAAUAAAAUAAAAUACUUGAAUGGCAAAAACGCUUCUUAGUCGACUUUUAGCCAGCGCAUUUCCAACGAGUUAAACUCAACAUUUAGUUUUAGUAGAGACCUGCCGUUAUUAUGUUUAUUUUUAUUUUUGACUUCAAGUACUUGCCCGACCUAUAAAUAUGUAGAAACAGAGUUACACACUUUACUAUUAAUUCAGAGAGGUUAAGCGCGUUGAGACACAAUAUAUUGUAUUAACACUUCGAGUUCUAGUUGAGUUGAACAAAAUACCUAUACUUACUAUACUGAUUAGAAAAUGAGAUACAUGGAAUGUGUGAUAUUCUAAAUAAUAUCCUCAAGUUCUAGGCGUUAAGGCACUCAUCUUACCCUCCCAAGCCCUAAGCUCCAAUCUCCCACCUCCAUCCCUCUAUUACUAUUAAAUCAGGCACUCAAUUUUCUAUUUCCCCCGAAACACUCAAGAGUAUUUUCCUAAACUGACAGAACUAAGCAAAUGAAAACAAAAACCAAGAAACCAAGAAAAAGUAAAAGAAAAAUAAACUGCUGUGAAUAGUGUUAGUGGUUGUAAAGUUCUAUCGAAGAAGAGAAAACCAUAAAAACCAUAAAGUCUAAUAUUUAACUAGUUCUUAAGCAGCACUCCAUCGUUAAGUUGAAUUUGAUCCGUCACUGAGAACUCUAAAACAUAUUUCCAAUUCGGUUUCUUCAAAAUGGUUUUCUAAUUUUUCAAAAAUAAAAACAAAAGCAAAAUGAAAAGGCAAAGACAUACAGCUAAAUCAAAACACAUGGAAUUUCAAAGUACUCAAAGUCAAUGCAAUGGAUGGACGGCAUAACGUUGAAGACAAUAAGACAAUUAUAGAAAUAUACUUAUGAUAUGGCCCGUCGAGUUUAGUGAAGAAUUUGUAGUAGUCACCGUGGCAGACGUGGCAGUUUUCCCCGCUAGCCGUACAGGAAUUUAAAAGCCAUUUUUUAUUGGGAGAUUUAUAUACUUUUUGUCAGGAACAUUUACAGAGUAUAAGGUCUCCUCCACCAAUCAGUUGAACCUCGUGUCCCUCCACAUCCAUUUAAUAAAUCAAAUCCUCGCAAAAUGCAACCGAAAACCAAAAACCAAUAAACCAAAAACCAAAUACAAAACAUAGUACCAAAUGCCUAAGUGUAUAGUUUACUUGUUUACCGACACUAUAUAUACGAGCAUAAACCUAUAUAUAUAUAUGAAAAGUAUAUAUAUACAGUACCGUACCUACAUAUUAAUCUAUAUACCUAGCUCUAUUAUAACUAUUGUACAUCAAUUAUUGUCGUAGUGCUAGAGCCCCCAAGGACUCGUGUAAAUUUGAAUGUAUUAAAAUCGAAAAACAAACAAAAAAACACUGCAAAGAGAUGAAUACUUAUAUGGAAAUUAAAUAUAUCGUACGCAAGAAAUUAUUACUAAUAAAGAUAUUUCAAGAUUAGUGCGUUAAGUUGAAGAAGAGCAAA
Molecule: messenger RNA, 4653 nt
Organism: Drosophila ananassae
Lineage: Eukaryota; Metazoa; Arthropoda; Insecta; Diptera; Drosophilidae
Product: sodium-dependent neutral amino acid transporter B(0)AT3
Exons: 9
Coding region: 370-2541 (723 amino acids)
Biological process (GO): sodium ion transmembrane transport
Cellular component (GO): membrane
Source: RefSeq, a predicted model, not a curated record